Cylicostephanus goldi is the source of this 435-nucleotide messenger RNA. Lineage: Eukaryota; Metazoa; Nematoda; Chromadorea; Rhabditida; Strongylidae. The record is from the annotation of a GenBank genome assembly.
AUGAAAGAAGCUGGAUCGACAAAUGACAUCGUUGCUCAUUUUUAUAAGAAAGGGCUGGCCACCCGAAGAAAAAGUAUUGAACGAGCAAAGGCCUCCCACGCCACUCCCGCCCUUACGUGGAAUUCCAUACCAGAAAGAUACGCACUCAACAAUAGUUCCAGCUUCCUCCAGGAGUCGACGCAGACGUAUCAGAUCUAUUUUUCAUGCGAGACACUGAAAAUGGCGUGUCAGCAAGGGUUGAAAGCCUUAAUUAUGGAUGGAUUACAUAAGGUUUUACCAACGGAGUUGGGUGAUCACGCCCAACUUUACACGAUACACGGAAGCCUAUCAAAUGAGCAUCAAGUUCCACUGUUCCACAUUUUGAUGCGCAAUAUGGCGCAGCAUACCUAUGAAAAAUUUUUCGAAAGAGUAUGGCACGAAUUAAAUUCUAUUGAG